AUGUUCAAAUUGGUGGUGUUGUCCGCUCUCCUCGCUGCUGCGGUGGCUUCCCCUGGUGCCAUCAUCGCACCGUUCGCCCCGUUGACUUACACGUCGACCGUGGUCUCGCCAGCGACCACAACUAUUUCAAAACAGGCCAGCAGUGUCAUCCACCCAUCUCCUCUCUACUCUUCGCAAUGGGCGUACCCAUACGCGCACUUCAUUAAGAAGCGGUCAGCACCUUUCGUGGUCAGCCCCUACUUCACCCGGUCGUACGUCGCUCCCCUUCCAUACACAGCGCCCAUCAGCACGAUUGCUGCAGCUCCAUUGGCGACUACAUACACGACACCCUUCAUCCGGACGUCACCGAUCUUCACUACAGCGCAUUUGAUCAAGAAACGCUCUGCGCCCCUGUUCGUGCCAUCCACGUACUCCUACAUCGCCCCUAGCUACGUCCAUGCUCCAGUCGUAUCCACGUACGCUACCCCCAUUGUGUCGACUCCCGUGAUCUCCCACGCUCCUCUUGCUUACUCUCACUUAAUCAAGAAGCGGUCUGUCGCUCUCCCUUACUUCGCUCCGGCUGCUUACUCCCACUCGUCCAGAGUUGAUUUCCGGACGACCCCCGCUGUAUCAACUUACACCACCUACUCCGCUCCUCUCACUUACUCCAGCCCAAUCUUCACGCACGUUUUGUAA
This is a messenger RNA of Leptosia nina, 675 nucleotides long. The record is from the annotation of a GenBank genome assembly. NCBI's taxonomy places the organism in Eukaryota, Metazoa, Arthropoda, Insecta, Lepidoptera, Pieridae.